This is a messenger RNA of Penicillium waksmanii, 549 nucleotides long. Its product is annotated as Adenosine/adenine deaminase. Gene Ontology annotation, cellular component: cytosol; nucleus. Gene Ontology annotation, molecular function: adenine deaminase activity. Bases 1 to 549 code for a protein of 182 amino acids. Gene Ontology annotation, biological process: hypoxanthine salvage; adenine catabolic process; purine ribonucleoside monophosphate biosynthetic process. Lineage: Eukaryota; Fungi; Ascomycota; Eurotiomycetes; Eurotiales; Aspergillaceae. The transcript has a single exon. The record is from RefSeq and is a predicted model, not a curated record.
AUGGUACUAUUCAUGGCGUCGGGCUUGACUCUUCUGAAGUUGGAUUCCCCCCCCGAGCUGUUUACGAACGUAUUCCAAAAAGCCAAAGUGGUUGGGUUACGGCGUACGGCUCAUGGAGGCGAAGAAGGCGAUGUUUCUUACAUCAAAGGAGCGCUCGACUCUUUAGAUGCUGAGCGAAUUGACCAUGGCAUCCGCUUAGCUGAGGAUCAAGAGCUUUUGGAACAGAUCGCUGCAAAGGGCACCUUGCUUACUAUUUGCCCACUCUCAAAUGUUUACUUGCGCACUGUCAAAUCCAUCGCUUCUCUGCCACUUCGGGAAUUCCUAAAUUUUGGAGUGCUAUUUUCGUUGAACAGCGAUGACCCGGCCUAUUUUGGCGGUGGGAUAUUGAACAAUUACUGCGCAGUUCAGGAGGCGUUUGAUUUCAGCAUUGACGAUUGGAACACCAUAGCAAUCUCAGGAGUGCGUGGAAGUUGGAUUGGAGAUGAAAGAAAGAGAGUUCUCUUGGAAAAAAUAGCAGACGCUGUUGGUAGUUUUAAAUCGGUGGUCUAG